Molecule: messenger RNA, 654 nt
Organism: Xiphophorus hellerii (green swordtail)
Lineage: Eukaryota; Metazoa; Chordata; Actinopteri; Cyprinodontiformes; Poeciliidae
Product: E3 ubiquitin-protein ligase TRIM7-like
Exons: 1
Coding region: 132-620 (162 amino acids)
Molecular function (GO): zinc ion binding
Source: RefSeq, a predicted model, not a curated record
AGUUGAGCAGAGCUGAGAUGCCAUUACAGGGAGGAGAUCUGAGCUGAAAACAAAUGUUCACUGGAAUUUAAAGAAAAAGCUGCAGAAACUUUGACUUGGUGAGUUUUUGUACCAAAGGAUUUCUGUAGAAAAUGGCAGAGAGAGAUCUGUUUGAACGUUUCCUGAGCUGCCAUGUUUGUUCAGAGACUUUCAGAGAUCCUGUGUCUCUGAGCUGCAACCACAGCUUCUGUUCAAGCUGCCUGGAGAAAUUCUGGGAACAAACUGGAAACAAGAACUGUCCCGUCUGUUUAAGAAGAUCUUCUAAGGAUUUCCCAUAUGUUAAGUUCACUUUGAAGGAACUGGCUGAUUAUUUCACUGGAAGACAGAAAUCUGGAUCAUCAGAGACAGAAACAGGAGAAAAGCAGCUGAUGGUGGUCUGCAGUAAACACCAAGAAGACCCUAAACUGUACUGUGAAGACGAGCAGAGAGCUGUGUGUCCUGUCUGUGAGUUUUCUCUCCACCAGAGUCACAAAGUGGUUCCUGUUGAACAAGCAGUCAGAGAUCUGAAGGAGCAGCUGAAAUCUGACUUAGAGUCUCUGCAGGACAAAAGGAACAAACACAAAGAAGAUGUCAUGAUUUGAGUUUUUCUUUGUGUUUAUUUUAAGUUUCUGUGUC